Messenger RNA from Lathyrus oleraceus (garden pea), 348 nucleotides. RefSeq names its product 60S ribosomal protein L13-1-like. The coding region runs from base 28 to 348 and encodes 106 amino acids. The transcript has a single exon. Gene Ontology annotation, cellular component: cytosolic large ribosomal subunit; ribosome. Gene Ontology annotation, molecular function: RNA binding; structural constituent of ribosome. NCBI's taxonomy places the organism in Eukaryota, Viridiplantae, Streptophyta, Magnoliopsida, Fabales, Fabaceae. The record is from RefSeq and is a predicted model, not a curated record. Gene Ontology annotation, biological process: translation.
CAGAAGCAACCUUGCAGGUAAGGCACCAUGGUUAAGCACAACAAUGUUAUCCCCAAUGAACAUUUUCGUAAACAUUGGCAAAACUACGUGAAGACAAGGUUUAAUCAACCAGCAAGGAAGACCAGAAGACGCUUGGCUCGCCAAAAGAAGGCAGUUAAGAUUACUGAUGAAAUGAAGGCAUUCAAAGCUUAUUACAAGCUCCGCCUUGAACGCACAAACAAGCGUCACCUUGGUGCUCAGCUCAAGAGGGCCGCUGAGGCAGAAAAGGAAGACAGCAAGAAAAGACGAUCAAAUGGAAACGCUACAAGCCAAAGCCAUUCCUGCGUUAACCAAAUUUCACUGCAGUGA